Messenger RNA from Fusarium sp. VM40, 1269 nucleotides. The record is from the annotation of a GenBank genome assembly. Lineage: Eukaryota; Fungi; Ascomycota; Sordariomycetes; Hypocreales; Nectriaceae.
AUGACUUCACAGGAUAUGCCAAUUGUUUUGGUCAACCCCGCUGAGAAUCAGCUCCUAUCUACGACAGCCUCCCUGGACAACGUCUACAGAUUUGUAAGGACCCUACCUUCGCCUCUAACGGACCUGUUCUCAACAGAUAUGCUUUUACGACUUUUUCAAGAGGACGAGAGUAUUCGGACUGUUCUACUAGAAAUUGGUGACGCUUAUGUCAACAAUGGCGGACGGCAAGUGCAGAGCCAACAGGGAAGCAUGCUUUUAGACACCAAGCAACGUGAGCUAUAUGCCACAAUCCAAAUACGCCUGAAUAAGCCUGAUCCUCUUUUGGACUCGUCUCUAUUGCUUUUGGCUGUUCUUUUCUGCCUCUUGCAGCUGAUGACCACACGGAGCAGCAAUACCUCCUUGCAAAUCGUCGACCAAGUGAAUUCUUCUAUUGUGCAGCGUCGCGGUCCCCAUGGAUUUUCAACAAAGUUUGACAACUCUACUCUCUUACUGUUUCGACUGCUUGAAGGAGUGGGAAAUCUAAUACGUGAUCAAGACACAUCAUUUGCAGAUGCGAAAUGGUGUAAAACAAUAGAUCAUCAAAGACUAAGCGAGCUUCCUAUCACCAGGGAGCCUAACACGUUUCUCUUCGAGUGUAUAUUAGCCUUCAUUUCAUCUUUAGCCGAGAUCAAUGUCCAGUCUAUCGAAUGGCUUGAUCUAGAGACUUCCUUUGCUCACACGGUUGGAACUCGCCUCAAUACGAUGAACCACAUCAACUCUAUUUGUAAUGAGGAUUCCACUUAUACCAUACACCUCGCAGCAGGACAGAGUAUUGUACAGCAAGCCUCAGAGCUAUUGGAGUCCCUGCAACGGUUUGAAGAUUUUGUAGUAGGCUUCAAGUCCGUCGAUGACACAUGCUAUGAUAUGUUUAUGGCCUAUUCUUUAUGCUUAAGAGUAGGCACACUUCGACUGUUUGCUGAUGCCCUCUGGCAGAAUGCUCCUUUUUCUAGAGAGGGGUUGAAGGAAUGGAACGUUCAAGCUUAUGCACACUCUGGUCUGAAUCAUGUGGAAAAUAGGCUGCAACAUGCCGGGCUCGAGGCUGUCUUUUAUAUCCAGCAUCUCGUACUUGUUGGAAUUGAGGUGGCAGAUCUAGCGAGUAGAGACAGGGUCAUGUCAUUGUUGAAGAAGAUUAGAAGCCGAGGGUUUGUUUUUGCAGAGGUUUAUAUUGCAGACUUACAACUAGCUUGGACGGCUGUUCCGGCCAUUGAGAAUUGCGGUACGUCAGAGUAA